Pan troglodytes (chimpanzee) is the source of this 4122-nucleotide messenger RNA. The record is from RefSeq and is a predicted model, not a curated record. Lineage: Eukaryota; Metazoa; Chordata; Mammalia; Primates; Hominidae.
CGGAACGUUUUCCCGCUCCGGACGGGCCACCCACCUUUGCAAGCAGGGGUCCGGCGCCGGAACAGACACCCAGUUUGCAAUUUCACCAGUCUGCCCUUCCUCGUCCCGCUGCUCCUCGUCCUAAGAAGCUCUGCUGCCACACAGCACUGCGCUCACCUUCUUCGCCGGCAGAAUUGCUACGCUGAAAGCCAGGCCCCGGGAAUCAGGGCAAACGCCACUGAAUUUGAAACUGGCGGGUCCCCUCAAUAAAAGGCUGCCGGAACAAACCCCGCCGCUGCGCAUGCGCACUCCGGGACGCGCGCGAACACGCAGCAGCCAGAAUCUACAGGGGCGUGGUUUGCGCGCGCAGGAACUUGGAUCUCAACCCCAGGGCUAGGUGCCUCCUCCCGCUGCUUUCCGCCAGCUGCGGGGUGUGAAAUUAAUCCCCGCCGAUUAGCGCCAGGUGUACUAAGCCCUGGAUGGUUCCCUGACCAGAUGAAACAUCAGCCGAUGUUCUAAUGCCCGUCCCCUGGGCGCUGUCCCCGAGAGGGAAAACCUGUUUUCUGACCCCGGCUCUAGUCGGCCUCUGGAGGUCUGCAGCUGGGUUAUUUUACCUCUGAAACGGACGACACCUGCCCCGCUCACCCCAGCGGCUCCUCCACACGGAGAGAUGGUGUUAGUCAAAGGCCGUCUAGAUGACGAGUUUAUGAAAUUGUUCCUGGCCCGUGCCAGGCACGACCUUGCAGAGAGCCCAGAAGAUGAAGCCCCAGCCCUGCCAGGAGCUCACCUGCUAAUUAGGAGGACAACGAAUCAACUCACCUCCCUAGACUUUGCUUCUCCUUUAUUCAGUGAGGGAUUGGACUAGCUGGUCCUUAAGGACUUUUCAGAAAGUCUGGUUCUGGGAGAUGACCAAUGGGAUCAUCUUAUGCUAUGAGCUUUCCUGGAGUGACAGGUAAUGGAGAGUGAGGAGAUUUUACCUGAUAUGGUCCUGUUUGCACCAUCAGCCAGCAACCUUUCUGGGAAGCAUGCUUAUUAUGUACCAACAUAGAAGCUUGAAUAUAAGGUUCCUCAGGCCAGAUCUGACCCACUGGCAUUUAUUACAUUUUCUGCUAAAGGAGCCACUCUCAACCUGGAAGAGAGGAGAUCUGUGGCAAUCAGAUCCAGAGAGAAUGUGGUCUUCGUACAGACUGAUAAACCCACCUACAAGCCUGGACAGAAAGUGAUGUUUCGAGUUGUGUCUCUGGACGAUCAUUUGAAACCAGUUGAUGAAAUGUAUCCAGUGAUCACCCUUCAGGACCCAGAAGGCAAUCGAAUACAACAGUGGGUGAAUGAGGAGUCUGUGGGAGGGAUUCUACAACUCUCCUUCCAGUUAAUCUCAGAGCCCAUCCUCGGAUGGUAUGAAAUCACUGUGGAGAUGCUCAAUGAGAAGAAAACAUAUCACUCCUUCUCUGUGGAAGAAUAUGUGUUACCCAAAUUUCAAAUGACUGUGGAUGCACCAGAAAAUAUCUUAGUUGUGGACUCUGAAUUCCAAAUGAAUGUCUGUGCCUUGUCUGCCCACAUCAGUGCCCACCAGGAAAACUGCUGCUGUGUUAUCAAGAAUUUAAAGGCCAUGCUAUCCAUCAUGUGUUACCUCACAUUGGUGUUCCCCGCUUCUUUCACUCAGAAUCCUAACUCUUCAGAGACACAGGAAAGUGCCAGUUUCAACAAAUGUUGUGAUUAUCUACAGGCAAGCCAUGCAACACCCGUUAAACAUUAAUAUAAAACUACUGCUCAUCUUUAAAGCAAUGAUUUAAAGCCAUAAAUGUAACAGGAAGAUCUAAUUCUGGAAGAUAUACAAAUGCCGAAAGGAAAAUUAAAGCCACUUACCCCGAGGAAGAGAUGAAGGUGAAGAACUUUCUGGGCCUGAGUCUGUGGGAACACAGAAGAAAGAAAGAAGAACUGAGACUUAAAUGAAGCUUAACUGGUACAUCUGAACUCUGAUGAGUGAGAAGUCCAAGCAAAUAGAAAAGCCACAGCCAAACGGCUUUGGUAUCAGGAUGAUGCUGGCCUCCUGAAAUGAGUUAGGGAGGAUUCUCUCUUUUUCUACUGAUUGGAAUAGUUCCAGGAGGAAUGGUACCAACUCCUCUUUUACCUCUGGUAGAAUGUGGCUGUGAAUCCGUCUGGUCCUGGAGUUUUUUUGGUUGAUGGGUUCUCUACCUGGCCCGUGCCUUGUUGCCUGUUCCUUUACUGUACAUGUGAUGACAAGAAAAGAAGAUGGACCCUCCAUGUUGAACAUGCCUGGCCCUCAGAUAAAACUCUGCAAAGACAAUGUCUAGCAAUUAUAUCUCCAGUAACUCCUGUCAAGGUUUAUUGUUGCUUGUUCAUCAUUGCAGUCCUGACUACAAGUGUGAUUGCACUUUCUAUUGUUUUGUCAGAAUUUCCUGAAAAGAUAAAAAGGCCCUUCUGACCAUUGGAUUGGCCUAAGAAGAGAAUCAUCCCAUCACAUUUGGAAAUGGACAGACAACAUGGAAUAUAAUAACAUUUUUCACACAUUUAUAAAACAAUUUGGGAGGAGACUGGAAAUCAUCUUGACUGAAGACCACCAAUGGCAGCAGUUCAUUUGGGUACAGCAGCAAGCAUCAGUUAAAUACCUAUCAACAUAGCUGGGCUUGGCUUGCUAUCAGAGGAGGUGGAGAAUGUGCCUUCCUGAAUGACAAUGGAGUCAACAGUGGCAGAAUCUACAUGAACAGAAAAUGGAUUUGUAGCAAGCCAAACAAUUAUGUCUACAGUUGCCAGUUAUGUCCCCACUGGGAUACUACCUAGUAGAGCUGUGAGAAGAGGGCCACCAUCCUCCAGACUCCAGAAUGGUGGAAUCAUCAGCAGCUUCCACCAUGCCCCUGGAAAAACUGCAAGUAACAGACCUGCACAUGUAUCCCCUACAUCUAAAAUAAAAGUUGGAAAAAAUGGAACUUUGAUGUUAAGAUGCACUGAUACAAAACUUAAAUUUUGGUCUCCUACAUUAAAACAAUAUGAGUCUCUUAAAAUAUUGAUUUGUUCUUAGUAAGAUUACAAGAGGCUUUGAUUUUUAAUUCUGCAAUGUUUCCUUAACAGCCAUUCUGAAUUACAAACUAAUUCCUAUUUCUGCCACAUUCCUUCCUGAGAACUGUCUAGUCCUGGUUUGGGAUUUAUCUUAAAGGUCUAGAAAGGCAACAUUUUACUUCAGCAAAACUUGAUUCUAUAUUGUUGUUUUUUCUUAAUGUGUCAAAAUUGUUUUGUUACUAGGAUUUCCUAUGUUGUUACUAAAUGUAUUCCCCUGAUCAAGGUCACUGGCCUAGAAAACAAAGAUUCUGUGUUUUACCAAGAUAAUUCCCAGUGCUUCAUGGUGUCUUUAUUAGGCUUUGACUGCUUAGGGAAACUGAGCUUUAAAAGGGUAAAAGUUUUUCCAUCCAUGUAACUUUCUGAGGUCUUUAGGUUGUCACUCUGAUUAAAUGAGUAGUAUUCUUAGCAGUGACUUAUUAUCUGUUGAAGGAAGUAUUUUAAGCUUUUUGACAUCUUUGGCAGGUUUCUCUAGAAUCCAAAUCCUAAAUUAAGCCUUUUGGCCUAAAAUUGACUGGGAUUUUUCCAGGUGGACCCCCUAGAUAUGCUCCUCCAAAGGCUUGUCUUUCUCGUAGAGUUAUUAAAUGAUUAGGCUUAUUUGGCAAAUACUGCUAGAAGCAUUGUCAAAUAAGAAAUGGUGUUUUACCUUUCUUUAAGCUGUGUUUGUGUAAGUUCAUCAUUUAUAGAAAUGUGAAAUUUUAUGAGAUUCCUAAGAUACUGACAUGCUGAGAUACCUAUAAUAAUUGCAAUUUUUAUGUUGGAUGAUUGUAUGCCACAGAAACACUUAAAUUUCCUGGUUAAUUGGUAACGUUAAUCAGAUCUUUACCUAUGGCUGUUCUGGGUUUUUGUCAUUCACAGUUAUUUUAAUUUCUUCUUUGGAAGCGUUCGCAAUCAGCUAUAGUCCAAAAUUGCUAAUUAAGAUCAAGCAAAACAAAAUUAAUUACAUAAAAUUAAUUUAUAAGGAUGUUUUUAUGACUUAAAUGUUUUAUUUUCCAGAGCCAAGGAAAUUUUCUGUCACAAGCUAUCUAUCAUUUGCAAUAAUUUGAUAAAUAAUCCUUUGUGAACAAA